This is a messenger RNA of Gordionus sp. m RMFG-2023, 529 nucleotides long. Its product is annotated as cysteine-rich protein 1-like. The transcript is spliced from 4 exons. The record is from RefSeq and is a predicted model, not a curated record. The coding region runs from base 110 to 346 and encodes 78 amino acids. Lineage: Eukaryota; Metazoa; Nematomorpha; Gordioida; Chordodea; Parachordodidae.
UAAAUCAUAUGGAAAUUUAAUGAAUACACUCAUUCAUUAACGCGCCCACGAAAAUAUUUUUGAAAAAAAUAAAUUCGAAAAAAACGUUCUAUUUACUUUACAUAUUAUUAUGACGAAAUGUCCAAGAUGCACAAAGGAAGUAUAUUUUGCUGAAAAAAAAUCAUCCCUAGGUAAAGAUUGGCAUCCCUUAUGUCUGAAAUGUGACAAAUGUAACAAAUUAUUAACUCCAGGAAACCAUGCAGAACAUGGGGGUAAGCCAUAUUGUCACAUUCCAUGCUAUGCAUCCCUAUAUGGACCAAGAGGUUAUGGAAGGGGUGGUACAGAAAGUCAUAUUUACAGCAAAUAAAAUGAAAAUUAAACAGAAAAUACACAAAUAACACCACCAAUUGAAAACAUUCAGAAAUAAAUUUAAAUAUUUUUAAAAAAAUAUCUUAUAUUCCUUUAGGAUGGCAAUAUAUUUAUAUAUUUUUUUUUUCAUUCAAACAUUUCAUACACUACAAAUGAUCUAAUUUAUUAAAUCAUUUUUUUU